AUACAGCUGUUCAUAAUCAUAUCCAAGUUCAGUCCUCCUCAAGCCGCAUCGAUUUAAAGAUCAGACUAAAUCCACAACCACACUCACCAAGCACCCCAAUGGCCACACACACAACCACGGCGUUUCUAUACGCGAUCCAGCCAGCGUACUACGACGUGAUUUCUGAAGUAUCCAGGGGAGCUACUCAGAAGGAUCAGUUUUGGGUGUGGAUCACGACGACCGCGGACGGAGGGACAAAGUAUGGGUCGGUGGAUGUGUAUCGCGUAGGCGGAACUGUCGAGCUGAGAGGGAUCGAUGGGUUUGAGGUGCUUGAGUAUAAUGAUAAAAUGAUUCGGAUUGCGUGCAAUGAACUGGGUGUCAAGAGCAUUGAAUUUAGAAAUCCGACGUCUACAAUUACGACAAAAUCGACUAUCUCCGGCUUCGACAUAUCGCCAUCCUCGAAUCUCUACGCAGUCGGCUCCUCCUCCGGCACCAUCGCGCUCUCGACACAAUCUCCGCCUCAGAACGGCACAGGUCCGACGGCCACAUCAGAAGAGCUGACGAGAACGCUCGAGGGGCAUUUUGCAUAUACCACCUGCGUGAAGUUUUUCCCGUCGGGAAAGGUGCUGCUGAGUUGUGGAGGCGAUAUGUUGAUCAAGUUGUGGAAUAUCGCGGACGGCGAGUGCGCGAGGACGUUUGUAGGGCACAAGGCGGCUGUCGUGGAUCUGGCGAUGGUUGGGAGAGGACGGAAUUUCUUAUCUGCAUCGGCGGAUAGGACGGUGAAGCUGUGGGAGUGCGCGUCAGGCGAAUGUGCACAUACGUUCGAGCACCCGACGGCCGCCACCGCGCCAACAAAAGUCACAGUGACGACGAGGCAGGACGGGAUCGUGCGGGCGGCCGAGAAUGCGCUAGAGUUUGAGACCGAGGACAAGAUGGCGGUGGUAGGGUUUGACAAUGGUGACGUAGUCCUGUAUGGCAUGUCGACGAAGGACGUGCUCGCGGUGGUGGGUGCUCCUGCGGCCGAGGCGGGUGUCGUCGGCCUCGACCUGAGCGAGGACGGGACCGAGCUGGUGGUGGGACGCGCGCACAGCGUUGAACGGUGGGACCUGCAGGGCGAUCUGGCGGGGCCGGCGCAGCGGGUGGAGACGGCCGGGGAGGUUGUCGGGCUCGCCGUGAUCGGAGACGGGGUCGCGCUGGCGAUGCGCGAGGGCGGGUCGAUGGUUGUGAGCCGCGAAGGCGCGGUCGAGUGGGUCGCAGCCGCCUCCGCGGUGGCCGAGAGCCAGGCCGAGGGCGUCGCGGUGCGCGGCCAUCGCGGGGUGUUUGUUGCGCAGCGCGACGGGCAGCUGCUUCGGUACCGGGGGUGAGCAGGGCAGAGUUGUGGAAGUUCCCGAAUAGGAAGAUGCCCAAAGAAGCAAGACAGAGCCGAAAGCGGCAAAACCCUGAGCGGGCUAAUGCAGGAACGGGGCGCACGUGGUGACGCGGGUCAGGAAGCGGAGGAUCAGGGGCCGGGUCAGCGAAGGGAGCGGGUACCCCUUUUUGGGACAGGGUGCACGGGUCAGAACUCAGCUCCACUGCGCCAAAACAUCUUCGCAGUCGCAAACGCAGAACUCGGAUUCCUCUG
Messenger RNA from Myxozyma melibiosi, 1600 nucleotides. RefSeq names its product WD40-repeat-containing domain protein. Gene Ontology annotation, biological process: transcription initiation at RNA polymerase II promoter. The record is from RefSeq and is a predicted model, not a curated record. The coding region runs from base 99 to 1343 and encodes 414 amino acids. Gene Ontology annotation, cellular component: transcription factor TFIID complex. NCBI's taxonomy places the organism in Eukaryota, Fungi, Ascomycota, Lipomycetes, Lipomycetales, Lipomycetaceae. The transcript is spliced from 5 exons. Gene Ontology annotation, molecular function: RNA polymerase II general transcription initiation factor activity; protein binding.